Messenger RNA from Cuscuta europaea, 3137 nucleotides. The record is from the annotation of a GenBank genome assembly. Lineage: Eukaryota; Viridiplantae; Streptophyta; Magnoliopsida; Solanales; Convolvulaceae.
CACAUCCUUAAUAACUCCUAUUUAAUUAAAAAACUUUGCAAUUAAGCGAGCAUAUGGCAGGAAAGUCUAAAGAUGGGUGAUCCACUCAAAAAAUUAUAAGAAAGUAUAGUAGUAAAAAAAAGUAUAGCAGUAACAAAGAAACAAUAGGAUGAGAAUGAGGACAUUUCACAUGUUUUCUUCUUGUUACGUAAUUAAAGCGAUCUCAAGUUUCGUAAAAUGAUAGGAACAGGCUAUACAAAAAUCUAUUAUGCCCAUCAUUUUCAUCUCAAAUCGUCAACAAAGUUUUUAACUUUCCAUGCAGAUGCGAACUUUUCUUUCAACAAAGUCUCGCCAAGCAUGACCACUUGAUAGAUACCGGCCUCAGGUCUGCUGCUGUUUCUGCGUUACGUAUGAGGGAUUGUUUUCAUGUGUGUAGAGAGAACUGAUCGCAAUAAAACAUCUAUAACGGAGAUUUCUGUGAGUCUUGAUUUCUUCAUAUCCAAAUAUGAUGUUAAGAUCGUACACAAACCUUCUAGAUUUGGCCACUGGCAAUUUCCCUACAAUGAAGAGGGAGAAGGAGCGCGAAGGCAAACGGUUCCCGAGGGCCAUGUCUGUUCCGGGGAACAUCUGCGAUUUCGACGAUCAACAGUCGCAUCACAGUGCCGCCUUCUCCGACAAUCCGUCCUCACUCUCCAGUGACAGGAUGAUCAUCGUGGCUAAUCUGCUGCCAUUGAAAGCAACAAGAGAUGCAGACGAUAAAGAUUGGAUCUUUUCGUGGAAUGAAGAUUCCCUGCUGCUGAGACUCAAAGACGGCUUACCGGAAGACAUGGUGAUCAUCUACGUUGGCUGUUUAUGCGUCGAAAUCGACCCGGUCAACCAGGACGAUGUCUCUCACCACCUCCUCGAGAAGUUCAGAUGCAUCCCCACUUUCAUUCCGCCAACUGUUCUAGAAAAGUACUAUGAGGGCUUCUGCAAGGAGCACUUGUGGCCACUUUUCCACUACAUGCUCCCGUUCCCCACUGAUCGUGGGGCCCACUCCGACCGCUCCCUCUGGCAGGCCUACGUGUCUGUCAACAAUUCCUUUUCGCAGAAAGUCGUCGAGGUUCUUAACCCCGAUGAGGAUUUCGUUUGGAUCCACGAUUAUCAUCUGAUGGUGGUCCCCACAUUCUUGAGGAGGCGGUUCAACCGGUUGAGAAUCGGUUUCUUCUUCCACAGCACAUUCCCUUCUUCUGAGAUUUACAGGUCACUUCCGGUCAGGGAAGAGAUUCUCAAGGCUCUUUUAUGUUCAGACCUUAUUGGGUUCCACAAUUUCGAUUACGCCCGGCAUUUCCUCUCUUGCUGUAGUAGGAUGCUAGGAGUGGAGUAUCAUUCUAAAAGGGGCUACAUUGGUUUGGAGUACUAUGGGAGGAUCGUCGGUAUAAAGAUUAUGCCCAUUGGGGUCCACAUGGGACAUAUCGAGUCACUCAUGAGACUUGCGGAAAAGGAAACAAAACUCGAAGAGCUUAGGAAGCAAUUCGAAGGAAAAACGGUGUUACUAGGGGUUGAUGACAUUGAUAUCUUCAAAGGCAUCAACUUAAAGCUUCUAGCCAUGGAACACAUGCUCAAACAACACCAAGAAUGGGAAGGGAAGGCCGUUUUGGUCCAAAUCGUGACCCCUCCAAAAGGAAAAGCGAUCUACUCGGAUGAGAUCAAAUCAGAAAUCCAAGAAAGCUGUCAGAGAAUCAAUGAGAGAUUCGGUAAAGAAGGUUAUGAACCGGUUGUGCUCAUAGACUCACCCAUAUCGAGCAGCGAGAAAACAGCCUAUUAUAACAUCGCAGAGUGUCUAGUCACAACAGCAGUAAGGGAUGGGAUGAACCUGAGACCGUAUGAGUACAUAGUGUGUCGACAAGGAAUACCCGAUGGUGGCUCAACCGGGCCCAAGAAAAGUGUUUUAGUGUUAUCUGAAUUCAUUGGAUGUUCACCUUCGCUUAGUGGGGCGAUCCGGGUUAACCCGUGGAACGUUGAAGCCACUGCAGAAGCAAUGAAUGAGGGCAUAUCGAUGGAUGAAGCAGAGAAACAGCUUCGUCAUGAGAAGCACUAUCGCUACAUCAGCACACAUGACGUGGCAUACUGGUCUAGAAGCUUCUUGCAAGAUUUGGAGAAGAAGUGCACCGACCACUUCAGGAAAAGAUGCUAUGGUAUUGGGUUGGGGUUUGGAUUCAGGGUUGUGGCAUUAGACCCCAACUUCAGAAAGCUAUCGAUAGAGGAGAUUGUGUCAGCUUAUGUUAAGGCAAAGGACAGAGCAAUGUUGUUGGACUAUGAUGGAACUGUUAUGCCUCAAAGCUCUAUCAUAAAGUCACCUAGUGCACAGGUCAUCUCAAUUUUGGAUAAAAUCUCUAGUUACCAAAAUAAUAGAGUGUUUAUUGUUAGUGGGAGGGGAAGGGAAAGCUUAAGCAGUUGGUGUUCUCCCUGUCCGAAGCUGGGGCUUGCAGCAGAACACGGCUACUUCUUAAGGUGGUCACAAGGUGAAGAAUGGGAAGAGGCAAGUCAGAAUUGUGAUCUUGGAUGGAUGGAACUUGCAGAACCUGUGAUGCAAUCAUAUACAGAUGCAACAGAUGGUUCCUGCAUUGAGAAGAAGGAAAGUGCCAUUGUGUGGCAGUAUAUUGAUGCAGACCCCAGUUUUGGUUUUUCUCAGGCCAAGGAGAUGUUUGAUCAUCUUGAGAGUGUUUUAGCCAAUGAACCUGUUGCUGUCAAAGGUGGACGAUCCAUUGUAGAAGUCAAGCCCCAGGGAGUGACCAAAGGGUUGGUUGCAGAAAAGGUGUUCACCAAGAUGUCUGAAAAAGGGAAAGCAGCAGAUUUUGUGCUAUGCAUUGGGGAUGACAGAUCUGAUGAAGAUAUGUUUGAAAUGAUAGAUGUUGCUCUCUCUAGGAAUAUCCUCUCCCAAAGUGCAAAGGUCUUUGCUUGCACUGUUGGACAAAAGCCCAGCAAAGCCAAAUACUAUCUGGAUGACCCAUCUGAAGUUAUACUCAUGCUCCAAUCUCUAGCUGAAGCCACUUACGACGAAGAAGAAGCUCCGAAUACUGCCUGAAUGGGUUGGACCAUCCAUAGCUUUAGUGAUUUUGUCUGUCAGAGUUUUACAGGAGUUUUUACCACUUGAAUGUUUCAUUUUUAAUCUUUCG